AUGGCUCACUCUCAGCCCCUUGUGAAGCCUGAGAAGCAGCUCACUUCCUCGCGCUUUGACAUGGACUUGGACUCUUCAGUGUUGGACAGCGUUGACUGCACCCCAAAGACGAAGAACCUGAUGAUGUCCCUGAAGAGAAAGGCCAGUCAGCUACUCGAUCAGGGCUCCCCGCAUACCACCUCCCCAUUUUUGAAGUGGCGCCUCGCAGUGGUGGAAAGCACGCUCAGAGUGAGAGCGGUGCAGAAGCAAGCGCUCUCAGAAGCUAAUACAUUCUUUGACGACGCUGGUAAGCCAAAGACAGAGUUUGUAGCGGUAGUAAAGGAAGACGAGAAGGCCCUUUUGUCUGAGAAGGUAUUUCUCCUGUCCGAGCGAAAGGUUCUCGAGGAAGAUUUGAACGACAUUGUCACUAGCAGGGAACAGCUGAAAGAUGCUUACAUCACCGAGCUCAGAAUUUCACUUGAGGCUGCCUCAAGUUCAAAGGAGAGAUUGCCAGGUCUCAAGGCUCCGAGAUUAGACAGGAAGCAAUUUCGGGAUAGUGUCAACGAGUAUCUCGGCACCAAGACUGAGAACCCCGACACAGAAGACUCACGAAUAUGGUGCAAUGUCCUCGGAUACUGGUUGGGCUCUGGGUCAGUGAAAUGCGCGCACAUCGUUCCUUAUUCCUGGAACACGAAGGACACGGCCCACAUGUUCGGCAGCGAUGAAGCCCCACUGACCAGCAGGAGGAACGGACUCAGCCUUCAGAAAAAGAUCGAGGAAGGUUUUGACAAUUGUUGGAUUACCAUAGUGCCCGUGGACUCAGUUGAAUCUACUCCCACGGAGUGGAAGGUUAUUCUUCUAAAUACUGCCGAAAGAGACAAGCCCUUCUUCGAAGACAUGUCCAAAGAAACCGAUCGAGGGUUGUGGAGAUGGCGCGACAUUGACGGGCGCAAAUUGAGCUUCCCCAAUGACAAUCGCCCUGCCCGCCGCUUCUUAUACAUGCGCUACGCUCUCGCAUGGCUGCACGCCGACGACAAGUCCUGGCCAGGCUUCCAACAAAAGCUGCCGCCCGGAGGAGUUUGGGCAAGUCCCAACAAACCCGAUGGAUAUUUAAGAAAGUCGAUACUGCUGGAAGUGGGAAAGAAGACGGGAGACAGGCUGCCAAAGGACUUGGUCAGUGCAGGCAUUUUUGAGGAUCCUGAUACGAGCAGCGUCGUGCAUGAUGAGGUUGCGGGCAUCAGGGUCGCUGAGCUUGUGCAGGGUCAUCUAGACGGAAUGAGAGAUUCCAAGGUGGAUGAGGAUAGCAGGGAACGUGCUGGGGAGGAGGAAGACCUGAUGGAAGACGAGUGA
Molecule: messenger RNA, 1329 nt
Organism: Letharia columbiana
Lineage: Eukaryota; Fungi; Ascomycota; Lecanoromycetes; Lecanorales; Parmeliaceae
Exons: 1
Coding region: 1-1329 (442 amino acids)
Source: RefSeq, a predicted model, not a curated record